CGAAUCGAUACUCGUUGCCCGGCAACGAUCAUGUUGCAAAAUAAACAAACUGAGCCGGCACAGCAAAUUUACUUUCUUAUUUUAUUAUUUGUGCAAACAUUUUAGAUAGAUAUUAUUUUUACAAUCCAUGGUAUGUGCUGAUCCCGCGAUGGUGUUGUUACCAGCGUGCUUGCCUGAGAAUUGCGGCCGGGAUUUCCGUGCUACGUUGAGGAAGCCAAGCCCGAAUUAUCCCUAUGGACAUAAGUACAAGAAACCUCGGGUGGUACCCGCCUUCACCAUACAAGCGAUGCAAAAGAACACGAAGGUGCUACCUCCUCCAAAAUGCAACGUCUGGGAGCCUCUACCUGCAAAGCCUACCAUGUUCAGGAAAUGCUACCAAAGAGGAGAGUUUCCAGUCUCCAUCGAGUUUACUACUUGCGGAAAACAACUAGCUUGGAAGGUGCCAAUAGAAAAGCUGGACUUCCACCACUAUCUCCCGAUGUUCUUCGACGGCCUAUCAGAAGGCACUUAUCCUUUCAACUUCAUAGUUGAAAAGGGCAUCCAUGAUCUGGUGACGAAGGGCUCGUACAAAAUUCUGCCUGUCGUUCCACAACUAAUCAUUCCUAUUAAAAACGCCCUAUCGACGAAGCGUCCAUCAGUCCUGUGUCACGCGCUCAAAUGCAUUCAGAUGAUCGUGACCGGUUGUGACAGAGUUGGCGAGGCCCUGGUGCCGUACUACCGACAGAUACUGCCAGUCCUGAACCUCUUCAAGGAUAAGAACAACAACAUGGGGUCAGGCAUCGACCACACGACCACCCGGGGCGAGAACGUGGCCGACCUAAUAGAGGACACGCUGCAGAUCCUGGAGAGAUACGGCGGGCCCGACGCCUUCAUCAACAUAAAGUACAUGAUACCCACCUACGAGUCCUGCGUGCUCAACUAGAUCAAACGUACUGGUACGAAUUAACAAUUAUUUGAAUUUUACAGAUUCAAAUUUCGAAUUUAGUUUUUUUUUUCUCUCUCUCUGGCAAGGCGCGGUUUGCGCAUCUGCCAAUCGAAUUUAGUUAUAACGGUUUUUAGCAUUUGUAAAUCGAAUAAAGCUUUUUCGAAUUUGGAACAUAAAUUCAGUGAUGGAUCGCAAUUAACAAAAAUAUAUGCGUAAAUCUAGGAAUGCUUUGAUAAUACUGUGUAGUUGUUUAUUUAAUAUGUUUGUUUAGUGUCAGUCUAUGCAGUGGAAUGUUUAGCUUUGUGUCCCAGAGCUCCAUGUUUAUUACUAAUAACCCUCGGUAAUUUAUUUUCAUAGCUUUGUUAUUGUUAACUUUAGUUAAACAUUAUUGUUACUAUAUUAAACGUAAACCUACUAUUUAAUUUAUCGUUUUCGAUAACUUUGGUAUCAUUCGUCAUACCUAAAUAUAUAAUAUGAGAAGUAAAGAAAUACUUUGGCUUUUAUGUAAACAAUAUAUUAUCCAGAUUUACUACGAAGAUUGCGGAAACAUCUCCACUACUAAAUAAAUAAAGUAAAAUAUCGCCAUGUCGAAAUAAUAUUGUUGUUCGUACCAAUAAACUAGUGUAAUAAGGCCACGAGACCGCUACUCUAUUGCACUUGUUGAAUCUCAUUUGAAUUUUCAUGUGACGACACUUAUUAUUCAUGACUAUUAGAUUACAUUGUGCAUGAUUCCUUAUGUCCAAUAUAACUUUAUAAUUAGAAUAAAUAUACCUAUUGCGUUAUAGUUAUAGAUUCUAGAUUAAUUUGUGACCUAUUAUGUAACGUAGAGUGGUGAACGAACACUAAUUGCUGUUUACUUGUGGCUAAAAGACAAAGCGCGGUAACACCGCACUACAAUUCAAAUGCCACUAGUGUACAACGUUCGCGUUUUAAUGUAAAUGUAACUUCGUGAGCAGCUCUUAUUAAAUUUAACAUAAUUUUGCGUAUUUUUCCGCUUGUAUUUAUAAUUGAUCUUUAAUUUCGCAAUUUAUUGAUCAAUUGUAAAUACACGCGGAUUUGAAUUAAGAAUUUGUGAUUAGUGAUCUCAUAAUUUUAAUGCUCGUUAUGUUUAUAUAUUUUAUAAUUGUUUUUAGUGAAUUUAUUAGAUUAGUUCAUUGUUUGCGGGUGUUUUUAGAAUGUUUUGUUGUGUACGUGCACUAUAAUAAAUUAUGUGUGGUAAAA
Molecule: messenger RNA, 2146 nt
Organism: Manduca sexta (tobacco hornworm)
Lineage: Eukaryota; Metazoa; Arthropoda; Insecta; Lepidoptera; Sphingidae
Product: parkin coregulated gene protein homolog
Exons: 5
Coding region: 128-922 (264 amino acids)
Molecular function (GO): Hsp90 protein binding; Hsp70 protein binding
Source: RefSeq, a predicted model, not a curated record